AUGCUUGUCAAGCAGAUUCAGGCUGCGCUGAUGGCAUUGACCGAUGCUGGCCUCUGCUCGAAAGCAACGUUGCAGCUGGACGAGGUGCUGGUCGAAGUUUGGGGAGAAGGUGGCAGUGAAGAGCUGGUCCUGCCAAUAUUGGUUGAAGGCGAUCCGUUCGUGGACGCGCAGUUGCUGCUGUCGGAGGAGCUUGCGCCACCGGUGCUGCCGGACCCAAUCCUGGCGGUGCUUGUCGCAUGGCUGGAGGAGGCGGAUGGACCAGGAUAUGCAUCCUUGCAGAACUACUAUGUGAACUCCCGCUGGCGUGGAAGAAGUGAGACCUCCAGCAUGGUGUAUGUCCCGAAGCAGCGCCUUUUUCAGCUCACUCUCCACAGGUAUGCUCAGGUCAUAUUCCGAACCAUACCCUCAGAAAAUGGGCAGGUGGAUCAGGCUUUGGCCACCCGCGACUUGUCCCCCGCGGAAAAGACGAUGUUCGGGCUUUCAUUGUGGAAUCUCUGGAUGAAGCUCCCCGAGGACUUUCGUGUGAUCUUUGCUGAUGGAGGCCAUGCUGAUGCGCAGGAUGCUGCCUUGGUGGUGGUGGCGGAUGAGAGGCACGAUGAUGGCCCAUUCAUUGACUACAUGUUUCGUGAGGUGGCUCGUCGGGGCUUGCUGCGCGAUGAGGAAUCGCUAGCGAACUUUGCCGCUGACCCACUGUCCUUUGUCCGGCGCAUCUUGGCCACCGACUAUGCAGCACAAACAACUGCAGAUCAGGCAUUGGUGCGCGAGCAGCUCAUCUGGAAGAUGACACACAUAUUAGCUACAGACCAGGAUUCAACAUCACGCAAUUGCUGGGAGGUGGUGCGGGAGGUGUACAGGAUCCUGCGCGCCGCAAGGUUGCUAAGAACUCGCGUGAGCCUGCACCUCCUCCAGAAGAACAUCCAGGAAACCAUAGACAGGAAAGAGGCAAGAAAGCAAGCCGAAUCAACGUCAAAUCGCCACAGUCGUUUGAAAGACUUCUGGCCACAGUUCCAUAACUCCUCUCGCCUCGGCACUCCACUAGAUGUGAAAAGCUUCACUUCAAGUGAUGUUGUUUUGCCGGCGCUGGUGCCAAGUCCCCUGAGCAAGGGCUCCAAAAGCCUGAAAGACCUAGAAUGGAAGACUCGAGGCGCUCGCAGCCAUUGCUCCGCAGGUUCAUGGAAUUGGUUGCCAGCUUUGAAGGAGCCACCCUUGACAGUCAAGGAUGCGAUUGCAAAGUCUGCUUCAACUUCCAGGAUCAACCAUCCAGACCCGAAGCUGGUGGUGGCAAAAGAUGCCUGCGGCUUGGGCAGCUAUGUCAGAGAUAAAAAGGAGAUCUUUCCCAAACUCAUUCCUGACAGCUCUGCAAUGGCGCCAACGACUUUGCUUCCAAGCAUCCAGGACAGCCCAAAAGAGUCUGCUCUUCUUUACAAAGGCAAGUUCCAGCGGCCUUGGGAGAUCGGUCAGCUUGCAAGCCAAUCACUUUCCACGAAACAGUACCUCAGCGCCUGCAACCGGGAAGGCCUCUUGCCCUCGACAGAUCCCUUCGUAACUGGACACUCUGACUGCAUCAAUGCCAAAGCCCAGGGCCUCUCCGAUCGCGACCUCCUGGCAAUCUGCGAGAUGCUGGAGAUGGGCUCUCCUGUGCGGGAGUUAGACUUGGAAGGCAAUGCUUCCAUUUCUGAGCGGGCUUUCCUGCAUCUCUUUGCUUACUUCGCAGAUUCGAAGGAGCCCAAGGAGCCGAAGGUCUCUGGCGGCCGCGGCCGCAAUCUGCAAAAGCUGAGCCUGGCGGGCUGUCCAAAUGUCGUUCAGGAUGAGGCUUUUGCUGGCCUGAUCCAACUGCUAGGUUCUAACAGUAUGCAGAACUUACAGAGUUUAAACCUAGCAGGCCUAGCGCUGGGCGUCAACUGGCAGGUUCCUUUGUGCAAGGCGAUUCGCAACCAUGGUUCCCUGAAAAUCCUGUCCUUGGCAGACACCGGGCUUGGAACCAGAUGUUCAGGAGACGAGGAUGACAACACUAUGGUGUGCUUGGUGGAACUCCUCAGUAGCAGGAGCAUACUGCACUUGGAUCUCAGCUGGAAUUGCUUUGGUGCUCUUGGCUUUGACUUUUUGGGACAAAAGCUGAUUGAGCUGGGAACGCUCGAGAAGCUGGAUUUGGCCCAUUGUUCCACAUUGUCCAAGAAGUCGCCAUGGAGCUCAUCCAUGGUGCACUUGCUCGAGCAUCUCGGUGAGAACACAUCCUUGCAGCUCUUGAACAUAUCAGGAAACUAUUUGGACUUUCGCGCAGGACUUCUGCUUGAGGACUCUCUCGAGUACAAUACAGUUUUGACGGAGAUGGACGUCUCGCAUAAUGGAUUGGGGAAUUUAGGCAUCCGAAGUUUGCUGCGAUUGCUUGCAAGGAAAACAUCUGGCCUGCAGUACUUCCAUUUUGAGAACUGCAGCAAGGGAACUGUUGUCGGAGCUCGCACGGAUAUGCAGAUCUUCCGCGCCUCUCGUCCACAUGGGCGGUACAAGCUUGAUUUGGCGCAGCCCUAUGACCGCACAUUACUGCGAAUGCUGUACAAAACAGCCGAGCGACUGAACGUCUCUUUGGACCAGACGUUCCGCGACAUGACAUCUUCGCCAGCGUACAGCCAUGCAUCAAAAAACUCGGCUGGAAUCUUUUCCAUACCGCAGUUUGGUAUGCUGGAGGUCACCUUUACAAUGGACAAGGUGCUAGAGGACAGAGCCAUGGCCAUGGGUAGCUCGGAUCCAUUGGACUUCAGUGCAGUGCUUAUGUGUCAUGCUAAUCUCCUGCGGAUUCUUCCUGGUCGUUCGAAGCAAGUUGCGCUACUGGCUCAGUGGCGACGCAUGGAAGGUCGUCGAGAAGAGCAAAGCAUCAUGAUCGAUGCUCUGUCCAAGGAUUUUCGUCUCAGUUUUGCCCAAAUGGCGGUGAUGUGCCAAGACCGUGCACAGAUUUGGGAUGUCAUGGCAAGCCUGCAGUGCACUCCAAUGGAAAGCCCACUGCAGGCAUUCUUGGGAAAGCGUCUUAUUCCCAACUCCUGUGACUACGUCAGAAUGCUUCAGCGGUCCGCACGUCAAUAUGCGAUCAAUGCUGACAAUCCGACUGGUCACUACUCGUUGGACAUGUCAAAUCCAAUCGAUUAUGGUGUUGCUGACAGCUUGGCAAUUCUGGAUAACUGGGAAGGGGCGCUACGAAGCCGAGAAGGCCGGAUGGACACUUCACAGCUGGGCAACAACUCUCAUGCGCGCAACGUCCAGCAUGCAAACUGCCCCCUUCCUUGCAGCCUGACGGAUUGGAUUCUCGCAGAAAGCGAUGUUCUUGUGCUAGACUACAGCAGUUCUCGGCGACCAAAAGGUGAAGCAAUAAAGGAUACGCAGUUUGAGAUGAUCAUGUCUGCCAUGCUUCAGUUUGCACGCUCCCCCGCUCGUUGCAGGCUGCAGGCGUUACUGCAGAUUUCCCACACAAUUCACGUGACAUGCCUGCAGCUGCGGCAAAUUGUGGACUUGUUCAAGGAGGAGACCUCCCGAUGCGAUGCAUUUACUUUGUUUUACAAUCGUAUGGUUGAUGUACAGAAUGAGAAAGUUGUGCGUAUGAGACUGGGUGAAGAUGCAUCCGCUUCCAUGCUGUGCCGGCUUGGCUAUACGGCAAGCUUUCCUUACUUACAACCAGAACAGAUACAUCUCCAUCUCAGUUUCAAGAACUUUGAUGAGCGGCUAUUGGUGAGCUCGCUUCUGAAGCUGUCUAGCAAAGAGAGUCCCUCAAAUAUCAAGGAUCCGUUGUUUACUUCCGGAGACGGUGUCGUGGACCCCCUGACGCUUGGAGUGCCCAAGUCUUGGGAGCAGAUGUCCAACGUGCCCAAACACGGAGUCUUCGAGACGGAGUAUGUGUGUAGAGCCGACCAGCGCAGUUUCAAAGUCAGAAAGGAUCUCACCGAACAGAUGGGAAGUUGGGAUUUGUCAGAAUUCGCAGAAGAAGACAUAUACUUCUACAACUUCACAAGCAAGCUGCCUUCUGACGUCCUGAUGCUUGCGACCUGGAUGAUAGCAACCUGCGGGGAGCAUUCCGCUGCCUUUGCCCAAAUGAGGCAAGACAAGGAUCCUGAAGCACAGAUGAGCAGCCGCGAGUUUGAAGAUGGAUGCAAGCGAUUGGGAUUUGCAAAGUUCAAGGGGCCCGGCGAGCAGCAGCGAUUCCAGAGUGUGUUUCGCUUCAUUGAUGUGCGUUCUGAAGGGAAGAUCUCAAUGAAAGACUGGGACAGCCUGCGGUAUGUGGAGCAGGACCUCGAGCUUUGCAUUCGAGAGACUGUGAUUUUCAGUCAGCGGCUUUUCGGCGAUCUGGCGAGUUCUUGGGCUGCCUUAAGCGACGGUGCUGCCAUGAUGACACAGGAGGAGUGGCAAGAAGCUUGGGAAACGCUGGGUUACUUCGGUCCAGUCACACAGGUGUUCACAUAUCUUGAUAAAGACGGCAUCGGCAGCUGCAGCAGCGCUGCCUUUCAGCAACUUGCAAAGUAUGUGGUACCCUCCCCUUCGAUGAAGGACCUGGAGCAAGCCUGA
Messenger RNA from Symbiodinium pilosum, 4548 nucleotides. The record is from the annotation of a GenBank genome assembly. NCBI's taxonomy places the organism in Eukaryota, Dinophyceae, Suessiales, Symbiodiniaceae.